UCAUGCCAUAGUUAGUUUAGCAUCACCUGCUUCAUUUCAUUUUCUGUAAAAUAUGGAAUCGAAAACAUCAGCAAAAAACCAACCCUGUGUAGAAACAGGAAAGAGUCAACCAUCUCAGAUCCCAAGGGCUCUUAGUUUAAUCAGAAAAGGUAUGGCUUUUAUGCAGCAUCGCUGUAGCCCUAAAAGCAACCAAGGGAAGCAACACAGCUGUAACUUGGUAAGGUCUGUCUGUCCAAAGAAGUGGGAGCAAAACCAGGAUAACAAACCAUCUAGCAGCCCAAAUUUUGGCAAGCAAGAUAACAAACCUUCUAAAUCAACCAGGACACCAAAAGCAGUGAAACCUGUCAGCAACAACAAAAAACUUAUCUUCAGACCAUCACCAUAUUCAUAUUCUACUAAAAAGCCAACGCAACAGUCGCGGAUUCCUGUAAGGAGAUGUCAAUCUGUCACCCCAUUAGCUGAAAGAAUAACUUUGCUUGAGUCAGAGGAAAUGGAACUAGAGGAACGGCUGCGAAUCGUCCGAAAUCGGCUAGAAAAUUUGAGGGUGCUGAGAACCAACCAGGUUUUUAUUGAUAGAAUGAAUCAAGCAAGUAACCAGAAAAUGUCGAAGAUUGAAGAAGAGCCCUUGGGCUCACCAUCAGUUGCUUACUUAAGACCUUUAAGACCUCGGGCUUACUCGGUCAACGACUAUAUCCAAAGCGGACCUUGAUUUUCUUCUCACUUUGCUGAUUUCUGUUCAGUAUAACCAAUGCUGCCAUGUUUUACUUGAAGAUAUGUGUACAGUAGCUUCAUUCCACACAGAGCUUUUAUCUAUAUUACGUUCACAUUGAGAUUUUUUAUCGUAAUACAUUUUAUGGUACUUGUGA
Daphnia carinata is the source of this 866-nucleotide messenger RNA. RefSeq lists its product as uncharacterized. The transcript is spliced from 3 exons. The coding region runs from base 53 to 709 and encodes 218 amino acids. The record is from RefSeq and is a predicted model, not a curated record. NCBI's taxonomy places the organism in Eukaryota, Metazoa, Arthropoda, Branchiopoda, Diplostraca, Daphniidae.